CUUUUAUUGUUGCUAGAAAAAUUUUCGGGAAUUGUAUUGAUUAAUACGAGUCAAUAUAGCGUUGCUGCGCUAUUAUACAUUCAGCCACUCGCAGCCUGAGCCUGCUGGCCCCAGACCUCAGAAAAAAAUGGCAAAAGAACCGACACUCUCUUUGCUAAUUACCCUCUCUACUGCACUCUUCUUCUUCCUCCCAGCGCAGGCAGCACUUUCUUCUAACUUCCUUCGAAAAGUCCCCCGCUUUCUCGGGAAAUCCUCGCGCUCCCACUAUGCCGGAGCUCCCACUUACCAGUACGAAACCCGUUACUUCGACCAGGAUCUCGAUCACUUCGGAUUCUCGGACCUCCCCAAGUUCCGGCAACGCUACCUCAUCAACACCGAACAUUGGGCUGGGCCCUCUGCGAUGGGCCCGAUAUUUCUCUACUGCGGCAACGAAGGGGAUAUUGAAUGGUUCGCUGCCAACACCGGCUUCCUGUGGGAGCUCGCUCCCCGUUUCCAUGCCAUGGUCAUCUUCCCUGAGCAUAGGUAUUAUGGAGAGUCGAUGCCUUACGGAAGUAGGGAGGAAGCAUACAAAAAUGCAAGUACACUAGCACAGUUAACAGCUGAGCAGGCUCUUGCUGAUUUCGCUGUAUUAAUCACCGAGUUGAAAAUAAAUCUGUCUGCCCAGGCUUGUCCUGUGGUUCUGUUUGGUGGAUCAUAUGGGGGAAUGUUGGCGGCUUGGAUGCGGCUGAAAUAUCCUCACAUUGCCAUUGGGGCGCUUGCUUCGUCAGCACCUGUUCUACAAUUUGAGGAUAUUGUGCCUCAUGAGACGUUCUACAAUAUUGUUUCUGACGAUUUUAGACGUGAGGGGAGUCUGAACUGCUUUACUACUAUAAAGGAUUCUUGGGAUGUAAUAGAAUCUGAGGGUCGGAAAAAUGAUGGACUUUCAUAUCUAACUGAAACCUUUGGUUUUUGCAAGAAACUCGAGAGUGUUGAUGAUCUCUUUAACUGGUUGUCUUCAGCUUAUAGUUAUUUGGCAAUGGGAGAUUACCCUUACCCUGCUGACUUUCUAAUGCCAAUGCCUGGAAACCCGAUAAAGGAGGUUUGUAAGAAGAUUGACAACAGUCCUUAUGGGACAAGCAUCUUACAGCGCAUAUUUCAAGGAGUUAGUAUUUAUUACAAUUACACUGGAACAGUUGAAUGUUUUGAUCUGGAGGAUGAUCCUCAUGGUAUGAGUGGGUGGAAUUGGCAGGCAUGCACUGAGAUGGUCAUGCCAAUGUCCAGCAGUAAAGAAUAUAGCAUGUUUCCGGCAUAUGAUUAUAAUUAUACUUCCGAUGAAAAGUGGUGUUUGGAGAAUUAUAAUGUCAAGCCCAGGCCUACAUGGAUAAGUACGGAAUUUGGCGGACAUGGAUUUAAGGAUGCCCUGAAAGAAUUCGGAAGUAAUAUCAUAUUCUCAAAUGGGUUAUUGGACCCAUGGAGUGGCGGCAGUGUGUUGGAGGAUAUAUCGGAAACUAUCGUGUCUCUUGUGACAGAAAAAGGUGCCCAUCAUUUAGAUCUACGCUCGUCAACGCCAGACGACCCUGAUUGGCUGAUUGAGCAGAGAGCCACUGAAAUCAAGUUGAUUCAAGACUGGUUAGAUCAAUACUUUGACAGAAGGAGAAGUGUUUUUUACACUUGAAAAGCGCUUAUGGACAACGUACUUUGUUUCCUCUAAAGAAGAAAAAUUAUUUUAUGUUUCAUGAGAUGUGUGAAAGACAUGCACGUAUGCAGUUGUGACCAUCAUUUGUUGUAAAUGUGGAGCUAAUGUUUUAUAUUUGUGUAAUAUUAUGAAAUAUGGAAUUGAAAAAAACAAAAAAAUGUUGAUUGUCCUUAGUGGAAAACUCACACAAUGAGCCUUGGAUGCUUCUUCUGCAGCAGAGGUGGAAGGUGCCUUUAAUUUUAUUUUAUUUUAUUUUCAGUUUGAAUGAGAUA
This is a messenger RNA of Striga asiatica, 1947 nucleotides long. The record is from the annotation of a GenBank genome assembly. NCBI's taxonomy places the organism in Eukaryota, Viridiplantae, Streptophyta, Magnoliopsida, Lamiales, Orobanchaceae.